CAGGCGCUCAGACCAGACAAGGUGUUCCCGACGGCGUCCAGCAGGGGACGCUGCAGUCGGCCGCGGCAGAGGCGGGACCGGAAGCCGGGCUGGAGAUACUGGGAGCCUGAGUCGACUCCUCCCGCUUCCGCUGCCGCCGGCCUUUGCUCCGGAGUCCAGUCGCCUUCUUUUCGCAGCCUCGCUUGCUGUCGCUGCCGCCGCCGGGAUGCCGCUGGAAAACCUGGAGGAGGAGGGUCUGCCCAAGAACCCCGACCUGCGCAUCGCGCAGCUGCGCUUCCUGCUUAGCCUGCCGGAGCACCGCGGGGACGCGGCGGUGCGCGAGGAGCUGAUGGCGGCCGUCCGUGACAACAACAUGGCUCCUUAUUACGAAGCCUUGUGCAAAUCCCUGGACUGGCAGAUGGACGUGGACCUACUGAACAAAAUGAAGAAGGCAAACGAGGAAGAGCUGAAACGUCUGGAUGAGGAGCUGGAAGAUGCGGAGAAGAAUCUGGGAGAGAGUGAAAUUCGAGAUGCAAUGAUGGCAAAGGCUGAGUACCUGUGUCGGAUAGGUGACAAGGAAGGAGCUCUGACAGCCUUUCGCAAGACAUAUGACAAAACCGUGGCCCUGGGUCACCGACUGGAUAUUGUAUUCUAUCUCCUUAGGAUUGGUCUCUUUUAUAUGGAUAAUGAUCUCAUCACACGAAAUACAGAAAAGGCCAAAAGCCUAAUAGAAGAAGGAGGAGACUGGGACAGAAGAAACCGCCUAAAAGUAUAUCAAGGUCUUUAUUGUGUGGCUAUUCGUGACUUCAAACAGGCAGCUGAACUCUUUCUUGACACUGUUUCAACAUUUACAUCCUAUGAACUCAUGGAUUACAAAACAUUUGUGACUUACACUGUGUAUGUCAGCAUGAUAGCUUUAGAAAGACCAGAUCUCAGGGAGAAGGUCAUUAAAGGAGCAGAAAUUCUUGAAGUGUUGCACAGUCUUCCAGCAGUUCGGCAGUAUCUGUUUUCUCUCUAUGAAUGUCGUUACUCAGUUUUCUUCCAAUCAUUAGCUGUUGUGGAACAGGAAAUGAAAAAGGACUGGCUAUUUGCUCCUCAUUAUCGAUACUAUGUAAGAGAAAUGAGAAUUCAUGCAUACAGCCAGCUGUUGGAAUCAUAUAGGUCAUUAACCCUUGGCUAUAUGGCAGAAGCAUUUGGUGUUGGUGUGGAAUUCAUUGAUCAGGAACUGUCCAGAUUUAUUGCUGCUGGGAGACUACACUGCAAAAUAGAUAAAGUGAAUGAAAUAGUGGAAACAAACAGACCCGAUAGCAAGAACUGGCAGUAUCAAGAAACUAUCAAGAAAGGAGAUCUGCUACUGAACAGAGUUCAGAAGCUUUCCAGAGUAAUUAAUAUGUAAAACUAUUUUUAAUUACUUGGAAUUUUUGUAGCUUCACUAUGUACCCAGUUCAGCUGUAUAAAAUAAAUAUUCCACUGUU
Messenger RNA from Castor canadensis (American beaver), 1454 nucleotides. RefSeq names its product proteasome 26S subunit, non-ATPase 6 (gene Psmd6). The record is from RefSeq and is a predicted model, not a curated record. Gene Ontology annotation, biological process: proteasome-mediated ubiquitin-dependent protein catabolic process. NCBI's taxonomy places the organism in Eukaryota, Metazoa, Chordata, Mammalia, Rodentia, Castoridae. Gene Ontology annotation, cellular component: proteasome regulatory particle. Gene Ontology annotation, molecular function: protein binding.